Punica granatum (pomegranate) is the source of this 4368-nucleotide messenger RNA. Lineage: Eukaryota; Viridiplantae; Streptophyta; Magnoliopsida; Myrtales; Lythraceae. The record is from RefSeq and is a predicted model, not a curated record.
CGAAGAGUCAAAAGAGCUUCCUUGACUAACUACCAUCUCGUUGACCAUUCAUGGCUCCCUCAUCCUCUACCUUUCUCCUCCUCCUCUUUCUCUCCCUCCUCCUCCACCGUAUUCCCUUCGCCGCGGCCAACAACCUCCGCCGGUCCAAAUCUCUUGCCCUCAGACGCGGACUCGAUCCGACCUCAGACACAGCCCUGACAACGAACUUAACUGCCGUUCCACCAUACCGCUACUUCGAGGUCACCAAGCCCAUCCACACCCCGCCCACAAAGCCAUGCUCCUACCUUGUCCUCCGCCACCAGUUCGCCUACACUUAUGGCAAGCCACCGGUCCUCACCAACUACACCCCUCCCUCCGACCAUGGCUGCCCCUCCCGGGAGUUCUCCAAGAUUGUCCUCGAAUGGACCGCCACGUGCCGCGGCGUGCAGUACGACCGGAUCUUCGGUGUGUGGCUCGGCGGGGUUGAGCUCCUCCGCAGCUGCACAGCCGAGCCCCGAGCCACUGGCAUCAUCUGGACUGUCCAGAAGGACAUCACGAGGUACCAUUCCCUCCUCAUGGAGAACAGCACAUUAGCGGUUUACCUCGGCAAUAUCGUCACUAAAACCUACACCGGGAUUUAUGAUGUUAAUAUAACUAUGCACUUCUACCCUGCUGCUGAAAAAUCCGUUUUUGAUGGCCUGAAUUGGGGAUAUUCUGUUCCGGGGUAUGGUUCCUGGGCUGACUUGAUCCUGCCCAUCUCCCGGAACUUGCCGCUGAAGGAUGGGCUGUGGUUUGAGAUCGAGAAUGCCACGGAUACCGAGUCGAAGAAAUUUAGUAUUCCGCAGAAUGUGUAUCGGGCUGUGCUGGAGGUAUAUGUUUCCUUCCAUGGGGAUGAUGAGUUCUGGUAUGCAAAUUACCCGAAUGAGUACAUCGAGGCAAACAAUCUCACCUCGGCAGAUGGAAAUGGGCCCUUUAGAGAGGUUGUGGUGACUCUCGACGGGGAGAUUGUGGGCAGUGUUUGGCCUUUCACUGUCAUCUUCACAGGAGGAAUCAACCCUCUCUUCUGGAGACCAAUUACCGGUAUUGGGUCCUUCGAUCUCCCUUCCUACGAUAUCGAGAUAACACCGUUCUUAUCUAAGAUAUUGGACGGGGAGGUCCAUGAGCUUGGUUUCAGCGUCACGAAUGCCCUCGAUGUUUGGUACAUAGACGCGAACUUGCACAUUUGGGUGGACGAGAAGAGCAAAAAGACCACAUCUAAGCUUUUAAGUUACAGCGGUGCGCCUCUACUCUAUUCGUCGAAGUUGGACUUUAAGGGCUUGGACGGGAAGUUCCUAAUCAAGGCGAACAGGUCCAUCUCGGCUACUGGAUGGGUUAAUUCCUCUUAUGGAAAUAUCACUACCCGCUGGACUCAAAAAUUCAAUUUCAGCAACUGCAUGAUCUUGGGGAACGAGGCGAACAUGCAGAUUGUUAACCAGUUGAUCCAUUACGAUGAUAGAGUCGAUUUGAAGACGGAGUCCUCGUCCGUUAAGUCGAUCCAUUCUUACAAGAAGUUCCCGUUUGUCUUCUACAUCAACGUCCUCGACCAGGGGAAGGGAGCUUACUUAGAAGUAGCAAAUGUGACCUUUGCGUUCAAUGAGAACAAAGGCAGGAAGGCUGCUUUCGGAGUUUCCAAGAGCAAGUUGAGAAAUGUGCAGAAGGCAAACGGUUAUAUGGUCGUGAAGAACAACUUGGUAGUCAGUGGAUUGGGCACUAUGGCGGAGGUAUUCAAGUACAAUAGCAGCAGAGACUGCUACUUUAGGAAUGUCAGUAGCUCAAACUAUACAAUCCUCUACGAUGAUGUUGAGAGUAGCUGUGAUGGGGGAAUCAGGCAAUUCCCUCUCAGGUUCGGUCUAAAUAGACACGCAACCUUUUCGUUUUGAAGGGCAUUUCUCGAGUCCGAGUCCAUGAAUAAAAAGGAAGGCGUCUAAGUUUUGGGAUUCUGCUCGGUGCCAAUUCUUCUGGGUACCAGAAAUAUAGUAUUCAUCAGACUCGCAAAGCUAGCGCCGGAGGUUCUUUGUCCAGACACUCGUGGGCUGUUAAUUGAAAAGAAAACGAUUUCGCGAUUCUUGUUCGCGUUUCCUAUUCUUGCUCUCACUCUUUGUAAAUACCGGACUAAACGUUGAAGCUCUGCGCUUUGUAUCUGUUUCAAAAUGAGCUGUCGAUGUCUAAUCCAAUUGUGACGCUGAUCAAAUUCUUCUUCAUGAACCCAACAAAACGUCCAUACAUUGCCAGUGUGACAACUGAAUGAAUUUCGUUAAUCCUUGGCACAUCUGUUUUCCAAAACUAAGCCAUACAGAGAGAAUCAGCAACACAUCGAAGAAGAUCGAGUUUUUCGACUCACCUCGGCUUUCUUGGCAACGUUGUUUAAGCAGCAUGGCACCAAAUUCCAUCAAAAGUACCAGCAGUGUUGUGUUGGUUCCUGGAUGGUUUCAAUUUGUAGUCUGCUUUUCCAAACCUUAGGGACUAUUCUGAUACAACUUAAUAGUGUGUGGGUGAUUUUGGAAAUACUCUCAAACUGCAGGGUGCAAAAUGAGAUUAAUCCUGUGAGAAAAACAAAAAGAAAAGGGACCUGAAGUCAAAUAGGGAACACUUUUUGCUGGUUCCGUCUUCUUCUCUCCUCUCGAAUCACUGAUCAGAUAAGAGAUUACAGUGUCAGCUGCGAGCAAGCAGACAAAGCAGGAUCAGACCCAGACCGAGACAAGCAGGGAGUGGGGAGGAAGAAGAAGAGGAGGAGGAUGCCCCGAAAAUUGAAGCUUUUACAGAGUCUAUGUAAUGGCGCUCUCUUCUUCAACUCUGCAAUUGGGUCCAGGCACAGUGCUUGCGGUUCUUCCCGGCUACACGCCGGACUUCACGACAACGGUCUGAAGGAGAAAGUUUUCGCUUCUUCUUCCAAAACCAGACAUGCCCACAAGAAAUUUCGGGUCUUGUGUUCUUCUGCGCCGUCCUCUUCUGACCCACUCCUGGUGAAAGGUGCGAAAGGAUAACCUGUCAUUCGCGCCCCUGCUUCGAUGAUGGGACAAGCGGGCAGGUACAUGACCGCGUACCAAAAUUUUGCCAAGAAACACUAGUCCUUUAGAUAGAGGUCAGAGACCACCAAUCUCAUUGUGGAGAUCUCGUUGCAGCCCUGGGAGGCUUUCCAACCAGAUGAGCGAUCCUUUUCUCGGAUGUAGUCACCCCUCUACCUGCUUUUUGGUGUCCCAUUCGACAUUGAAGAUGUCAGAGUUCCAGAGACUUAGUCACAAAUCUGCUCUGAGGAAGCCCCGAAGGCUCUGCAUCCUCUUGACUUGGGGAAGCUUCAAUUCGUCAGGGAGUCCUUCAGGAUUCUACAGAAAGGGAUCAUAGGCGUAUUGAGGCAAAAAUGCCUUGGAACGCAACUUGUGUUCCACAUCAACGGUAAUGGGGACCUUUUGGAGGGGAUGAAAGGAACUGGAGUCAUGUGAUCGGGCUCGAUUGGACGAUUGAUAUCACUGAUGGGAGAAGAAGAUUAGGCCCUGGAUUCAGCGUGCAGGGAAAUGUGGACCCCGCAUGCCUGUUUUCACCUCGUCCCACUCUGACUGACGAAAUCCACAGGUCUCUUGUUCUGCCCUAACUUCUCUAUAUCAGUCAAGUCUUCUCUUUUAGGCAUGAAUUUUGACCAAUGUAUACUUCUCCUAUGCGGUCACCAUUUUAUUGUUUAGCUAAUAAGAAUUAGGUGGAAAAGAGGAUUGUAGAUGUUGAAGUCUUACCAAGGGCAGGAGGAAGAUGAGGAUUCAUUUGAUUUUGAAAAAUUGCUUCAAUCCGGCCAGUCAUUUUCCUCAUCUCGAAGAAUCAUCUAGUUGCCUCAUUGUGCCUUGUUGUCCAUUUUUAGGAGAAGGAAAAAUGGAGAUUUCGCUCUGGGUAUACUAAUUCCAAUAAUGAAAUCAACAAUGAAUUUUCGUAUCUGAAUCUGCGACUGACGUGGACAUCUUUCUCAUGGUUGUGAAAUUUGUGGGACAGACAGGACACAUACUUAACCCGGGCCACGGUGUCUGUGUCGGGACCCCCAGAAGAAGCAGUGAAAGACUUCUUCGAUGUUACCCAAAGCAUUGGAUUUGAUAUACCUCGACAGGAUCGUGCAGCAGAGGAGACACGAACUGUAGCUUGAUAUUAGAGCUUUGUAUGUGUGUGUGUGUGUGUUUUUUUUUUCUGUUCUUUUCGCAUAUGUUGGUUAAACUCUAGAUCGGCACCGGCGGUUUCAGAUAAUUCUUUUCUUCUCGGAGUUCCGGGUUUACUAUAAGCUUGGAGAUAGAAGCUAGAGUUCGUGACUUUCUGCUGACUUGUACGUGCAAAUUUGUGGCAUGUAUAAGUAAAAAUUUUGCUGUUAUUUGUUCA